Ostrea edulis (European flat oyster) is the source of this 2856-nucleotide messenger RNA. RefSeq names its product E3 ubiquitin-protein ligase CHIP-like. Gene Ontology annotation, molecular function: protein-folding chaperone binding; ubiquitin protein ligase activity. The record is from RefSeq and is a predicted model, not a curated record. Bases 710 to 1546 code for a protein of 278 amino acids. The transcript has 7 exons. Lineage: Eukaryota; Metazoa; Mollusca; Bivalvia; Ostreida; Ostreidae. Gene Ontology annotation, biological process: positive regulation of proteolysis; protein quality control for misfolded or incompletely synthesized proteins; protein polyubiquitination. Gene Ontology annotation, cellular component: Z disc; cytoplasm.
UAACUCCGUAAGGGGUCAAAGUACAAUAGAUGGUUUUCCAUCGAAGCGAUUAAGCAAGAGUUAUUUCCCAUUGGCCGCCAUAUUGUAGGUUAACAUGCCCGGAUUCCUUCAUUAUUCAACCAAAAUCAGCCUUGUUAUUCUGGUCACUGAGGUGGAGAUAAACUGCUUUUCUUAUUAAUAUACAUUUGUUAAUGCAUCUUUUACUUCAUAAUUGCAAUAUUGCAAAGAUUUCCCCCCAUAUAUUUCUGCCUUACAUGUUUGAAAUUGGUUGCCUAAAGAAGAAAAUCCACCAGUUUGACCUACAAGAUGGCGGCCAAGGGGAAUAACUCGGGGUCAAAAUACGUCAUACGAAAACCAUCUUUGGGUGAACUGUAUUCGUUUCCCAAGAAGUACUAUAUGAUGGACUAUAAACUUUUUCGAUAAGUCUUAAGACGAAAUUUUUUUUUUUUUGACGGCAGGAAAAUAAUAAACAGAACAAUAACAAUAGGACAUUCCACAGAAAGGUGGAAAGCCCUAAAUAUGAUUAUUUUACUUCCCGGAAUAUCGUUUCGUCCGGUUUAAACUUUAUGAUCUUUCAACGUUGUCUUUAAAGCGUUUGAUUACAUGAAGCUAAGCAUAUGUAAUUUAAGAAAACUUUGUACAUUGAAAGAAAAAGAUGAAGUUGUCAGAAAUUUAGAAAUUUAAGGGUUUUUAAAAGAAACUAUCCACUAUGAGUGCUAUAGACUUAAAAAAUCAAGGAAACAAGCAUUAUGCUGCUAGAAAUUACGAGGCCGCUGUGAACUGUUAUUCGAAAGCCAUUAUAAAAAGUCCAAACACACCAACUUUUUUCACAAAUAGAGCACUGUGUUACUUAAAACUAAAGAAUUGGGAUCAGGCAGUUCAAGACUGCAGAAGAGCUUUAGAUCUGGACAGAUCCACAGUGAAGGGACAUUUCUUUAUGGGGCAGGCUCUUGUUGAGCUAAGUUUGUAUGAUGAAGCCAUCAGCAGCCUUAAAAGAGCUCAUGACUUGGCAAAAGACCAAAAAAUGAAUUUUGGAGAUGACAUAACUUGUGCUCUGCGGAAUGCAAAGAAGAAGAAAUGGAAUAUGAUUGAGGAUAAAAGAAUUCAACAGGAAAUAGAUCUUCAGACGUACAUAAAUAAAUUAAUACGAGAAGACACUGAGAGAAUGAAAAGUGAAGUGAAGAAAACAACAAAUGAAGAAGAUGAUGAGGCAGACAGUAUUUUAAGUGAAAUUGAAGAGGAACAGGACCAGAGGAUGAAGGAUAUGAAUGAUCUGUUUGCACAAGUGGAUGAGAGGAGACGGGCAAGAGAUGUUCCAGAUUUCUUGUGUGGGAAAAUCAGUUUUGAACUUUUACGUGACCCAGUGAUCACACCAAGUGGCAUAACAUAUGACAGAAAAGACAUUGUAGAACAUCUACAGAGAGUGGGGCACUUUGAUCCGGUAACAAGAACUGACUUAACUCAGGAUCAACUCAUUCCAAACUUAUCCAUGAAAGAAGUCAUUGACAAUUUCUUAGAAGAGAAUCCUUGGGCAGAAGACUACUGAUGUUGUACCACCAUAUCUCGCUUAAAGCAAUUCACAGCUCAGCUUUGUUCUCACAGGUUCUCGGUUCUCAAAUCAAUUGUUGGGUUUUACACAUGAUGGGUCUGAUAAUGAUAUGGUGUUUUCAUGUAUCCAGUCAUUCCAUUAUGUUACAGUGUGGCAAACAAUGAGGUCAAAGGUCAUCAUACCUAUAAUCAGCAGAUGCAUCUUAGAAGGGAGACGUGUUGGAGGUCAAAUGUAGGACACACCAUGGGCCGGAAAACUGACCAGUCAGCAUGGGUCUGUCUAUUGUGGAUUUUAUAUUUACAUGUACUUUUAAUAUCCAACACAUUUAUAUAGUUUAUUUAUUGACAAGACUGCUGAGCGAAUAUAUCUAAAAAUCACAUGAAGCAAAGAUUUAUUAAAAAUCACACUUUCAUAAAUGUUCUAUAUACUCCUACCUAUUACACAGAAUUUCACUUUGUGCAGGUCAUAUUUUAUUUCCCAUUAUCCAACAGAUGUUGGAUAAAAUUAUGCUAUGUAGUUUUUUACGAGAUGGCAAUAUAUAAUGAAGACAUAUUGGUCAAAUCUUGCACAUUGCGAGGCCUUAAACCAGUCGAAAAAAUACACCUUGGGAGGUUACUGUGUCUCUGUCCAAAAGUAGAAAAUGAUCACCUCACGACAGAUUUUAAUAUAACAUACAUUCCAAAAUUAUCUUCCCAGGUUAGUUCAAAUGUCAAGAAGACAGUAGUUGUAUGAGCAGCUUUGCCCCAGAUUUUGGAAAAGUGUAUCAUGUGCAUUGUAAUGGGCGUCAUUGUAGAUAUAGGAAGGGAUUUUUCCAGAGGAAUAUUUGAUGUGUCAUUUCAAGCACCUUUUAAUAUGUUGUUAUAAAAAUAAAAUACACUAUUAUGAUUAUCAAUAUAAUAGAUUACCAAUGAAUUCAAGCGUUUACCAGUCAUACAUGUAUUUGUAAUGAUAAGGUGCUUUUAUGCAAUUUUAAUUAGCAUUCUCUGAAGAUGUUGUUAUGACUUAAUUAUGAUUAGUGCAUGUGGUACAUCAGAUUACCAGAUGUGUAUGAAUAAUUUAUGUGUGUAAUUUUCACUUCUCCAAAAUGAUUUACUUAUACAUGUAUAUUAUCAUUGUGUGGAAAUCUAAUUCGACAAUUUUGUCUUGUUGAGUUUUAUCAGACAUAAGAAAUAUGUCCAUAUAUACUAUAUGUCCAUUUAUACUAUGUGUAUGCAGGUACAGUGUAUAUGAAAUUUUUCAUAAGAGCGUAAUUAUUUAUUAAGGCAACCUUGAUAACCUUACAGAAAAAUAAAAAUGUUGCACAUGUA